AAUGAAUAAGCAACAGUAACUGGUAUUUUUACGUUAACCUGUGAGCUAGAUGUCGUCCUCCGUCAUUUCAUCACACAUGCCUGAAGUGUAAAAGGCAAGGUUGUCUCUGUAACCAGAAUCUACUUGCAAUGUGAAAGGAGCGGCGGAUUGCCUCUUGCGUUUUUUUAUUUUAUUUUAUUUUUACCACUGGUUCUAUUCCAAGCUGCAGUCAUUUAAUAUAAGCUUUCAGGAAGACUAUCUGGCCACCAUGGAUGAAGCCACGAAAGCCUCGAUUAAUCCGGAGUGUCUACAGGAACCUCCACUGGCUCUGGACAUGAUAAUGCAGCUAGAUGUGUUUGGGAUUUGCCUCUAUUCCAUGCUCUCCUUCAUGUCCUUGGUUACCCUGCUGCUGUACCUGGAGCAGUGUGUGUACAUUUACAAAAAGGUGUCCUAUCCCAAGAAGACCACCAUUAUCUGGAUAAGUGGUGCUGCACCAGUCAUCGCCACCAUGGCCUGCUGUGGGAUGUGGGUUCCCCGCGCUGUUAUGAUCACAGACAUGACAUCAAACUGCUAUUUUGCAGUUGUGGUGUACAAGGUUCUGGUUCUGCUGAUUGAGGAGCUUGGGGGCGCCAGUGAUUUUCUACAACGAUUUUCUGGGAAACCGUUCAGGAUCAACACAGGACCCUGCUGUUGCUGCUGUGUCUGCUUUCCUCAUGUACCAAUGUCACGGCGGAUGUUAUUCCUGCUGAAGCUCGGAGCUUUACAGUAUGCAAUCCUAAAAACAGUUCUCUCUAUCCUUUCUGUUAUUCUCUGGACAAAUGGCACCUUUAACCUAGCUGAUCUAUCGAUCACUGGAGCAACCAUUUGGAUCAACCCAUUCAUUGGUGUUCUCCUCGUCAUCACCCUUUGGCCUGUCGGUAUCAUCUUCAUGAACACCAACAUCCUCAUGCGCAGUCUGAAAAUCAUUCCUAAGUAUGCUAUGUACCAACUCAUACUUAUCCUGAGUCAGCUCCAGACAUCCAUCAUCAACAUCCUGGCCUUAAACGGAGCCAUCGCCUGCGCCCCUCCCUUCUCCUCUCUGGCUCGUGGAUCCAUGUUGAGUCAGCAGAUAAUGAUUAUGGAGAUGUUCAUCAUCAGCCUCGUCACCCGGUCUUUGUACCGCAGGACGUAUGACCCACUUCCCUCUGAGGAGCACGACAAUGAGCAGAACAACAAGGAGGCCCUGAAGUCUGCUCUGGAGGAGCAUGACGUUUAAGAGGAGGACGGCGUGUCAGCAUCAGUCUCUGACAUGUAUAUAGGAAGCAUAUAAGUUAGAAAAUUUACAUGUUUUACCUUGUGAUGUUUAAGGAUAGGGUGCUUAUUAUUUAUCAAGGUACGAUUUUAAGUAAUUUUUAAAACAAUUUACAGGGCACUUUUCGAAGUGAAUUGUUUCUAGUUUAUUAUUUUUGUACUUAGGUGAUGGAAUUUUCUUUCUUCAUAAUUACAAUAUAUGGACCAAAGUCAAAGUCCUGACAACUAUGCUAAAUGGGAAAGUUUACUUCUGAGUAUAUUAGAGCCCCCAUACAACCAAACACAAACCCACUACCCCAAUGGCUAAUUCUCUGAAAAAAAAAAACAAAACAAAAAAACAGCAUAGUAACUUUUCAGUUAGUAAUUUAUCAGACCAAUUAAAAAUGUGGUUUUGUAUUUCGUCUUGAACUUUUUUAGACGCGUCAAUUGGAUUUGAGUAUAUUUCAGAUUUUCAGCGAGACACGACUACGUUUGGGUUAUAUUAUUGAGAAAAACACUCUGUGACAUUUAGUUACCUCUGUCUCGUUAUCUAUAUAUAUCUUCACAAAGUUCUUACACAAAAGAAAACUUGUUUCAUGGGCAGCUCAGUUUAUGACUUCCUAGCAAAUGUUCCCUUUCCCAGGACUUGCUGCCCAGGGCAAAAGUCAUCUCACUCGUGUCAAAAACAACCAUUAAGGUUCAGGGGAAAAGUAUUUUUGGCCAAUCACAUUGAUCUACUGGAUUCUUUUGCCUUAUUCCUUCUUAUGUAAAUUUCUCUCAGAUGAUUCUUAAGUGAUAUUGAACAAAUCCUCAGGAAGCAGACUCUUUUUUUAAGUUAGUAAACUGACAACAUUUGGGUUUACAUUUGAAUAAAGAUUAUUUAUCUAAAACAUGCUUUUAUUUAUGUGCCCGAGUGUCUGCAUCAGUAAGAAAUUAUGACUAUGAGUUGUGAUCUAAAAUGGCGACUAAUUUUCAAUUAAAAUGGGAAAUGUACUGAAAAACUUUUAUUUUAGUUGUUCAUUAAAGUUCAAAGUUUCUCACAUCAGUUUCCUCACUGUUUUGCAUCAUUUGAAGGAGGUGCACCACAGCUCCCAUCUUUCCUACAAUUUGCAGGUGCAUCAUAAAACAAUUGUUUCAUUUAAAGGUUGAUUUAGUUCCAAAAAUUUAAAACUCCUACAGAAUCAAAUCAGACUGAUAUAUUUUCAUAUUUUUCUAUUAUUUUGCCUCUGGUUUAAAGGCAACGGUUUUAGGCCAGGGCUUGGAUACAUCUUGGGUGGCGUCUCUUCAAAUCCUGUUUUAACUCAAUCCACAGCUUAUGGACGGUGUUAACAUAUUCGUGCAUGGCCUCCUCUGAAGGCUACAAUAAUCAUUAUUGCUUCUACAACUAUUUCUGACAUUCUUUUUCCUUUCUCUGAAACCUGCCAGCUUAUGUAUCAUUGACCUUUUGUAGUUUUGUUAUAUAAAGAUGGAGUCAGGAUGUUUACUGGACCAGUAUCGAUACAAAUGUCUUCCCUAUUGAAGGUCAUGACGUUUGGGUAUUAUAACAAGACUACUUCUUUUAUUGUUUUUAUGUAAUCUCAUUUUCUUAGCAAAUAAAUGUUGGAUUUUUAUUAACAGCAAGCCAUAAUAAUCAGAGGAAGCAUGCUUGAAAGAUAUCACUGUGAUGAAUGUAUAAAUUUC
Poeciliopsis prolifica (blackstripe livebearer) is the source of this 2928-nucleotide messenger RNA. Its product is annotated as organic solute transporter subunit alpha-like. Gene Ontology annotation, molecular function: transporter activity. The transcript is spliced from 8 exons. NCBI's taxonomy places the organism in Eukaryota, Metazoa, Chordata, Actinopteri, Cyprinodontiformes, Poeciliidae. The record is from RefSeq and is a predicted model, not a curated record. Gene Ontology annotation, biological process: transport. The coding region runs from base 248 to 1234 and encodes 328 amino acids.